CUGCUGACGGAGCGGGAGCACAGAGGGGGAGAGAGAGAGUUAGGAAGUGAGGCGGUCUGUCUAGUAGAGAGUUUGAUAGACGACGGGAACGAUCCUUCCUCUGUUGAAGCUGCUCAGGAGAAAGAAGAGGAAAGUCAAAGUGAACCUCAGAUCAGGGAGCUACAAGGCCAACAGGCUCAUCAAAACACAGAGCUGCACAGAAAAGGUUCCGGCUCAGGAAUGGUGUUAGUGCUGGACCACCUGGUCAAGGAUGACAGCUCUGGACCUCUGCUGCUCCAGCCUCAGAGAGACCAAGUGGUCGCGGAGCCAGACCACGUCCUACCUCACCGUCAGAGGUCUGACUCUUCCACCUCAGACAAAAGUCUGACGUCAGCGCUACCCAGGUGCACGCUGGACUCUGUGGACUCAGCCUACAGGGUCCGGCACGACUCCGGUGCCUCAGACAAGAGCCAGGGUUCCUUCCAGCGGAGCCGGCUGAACUCUGGAGCAUCUGAGCGUAGUUCAGGCUCGCCUGCUAACACCAGGAACAGACUGGGCUCAGAUGUCUCGGAUUCUGGUGUCUCAGACAGCGUUGGCCUUUUGUCGAGAAAGCGGGCCGACUCAGCCGCAUCUGACCACAGCGCAAGAAUGUCCUCCGAAGACGACAUGAAGGUCAACACGGGCGGCUCAACCUGCAGCACUGAUUCAGAAGCAGAUACUCAGUCCAGCGCAGACCAUGUGCAGGGCCUCAAACGGUCUGAAGGGGGUCUGAUCGACAGCACUUCACAAGGGAAGAGAGAUUUGGUGAAGCAGAAGAUCCUCGCACACCGUGAUCCUAUCAAAGUGAAGCCUGCUGAGAAUGAGAAGAAAGAUGUUGUACUGGACCGGUUCAACCGCACUAACUCGGUGCGGGAUCGUAUGCGAAAGUUCACAGAGCCUAUUCAGAGUCCUGCUCCAAAGAGUGGUCCUGUGAGGAACGGCAACAGUGGCAGCUCAGGCAGUCUCUCCAGAUCUAUUGAGCGCUUCAACCACUCUGCUGCAGCAUCUAGAGAGUGGCCGGCAAGGCCAAACGCGGACUCCCGCACUGCCUCCAGCAUCUCUAAAAGUCAGCUUGGAGGAGGGGUUAGCAAACCUCUGUCCUCACUCAGCCACUCUCAAGAGUCUCUGGGCGGGACGAGGAAUCCCACUGAAAAGGAUGAGCAUGCCUUUACACGCUCAAAGAAAGCAGAGACCCCAGGGACAGAAGCUGCUCAGCAGGUCACCCCGGGAGAGGCAGACCCAGACAUGAAGACCUUCCUCACCAUUGAGAUCAAGGAUGGACGCUCCACCACCUCCUCGACUUCAUCCCCCAUGGGCACCAUUAUCCCCAUCACCAACAUGACCCCGCGCAUCACCACCAAUGCCCUUGGGCAGAAAGCCGAGCUGACUCUUGGUCUCAGAGCGACACCAUUCAAGAUCUCUACAUCCGGAUCCUCCGUCAAGAUGGAGACCGAUCCAGUCGUGGCUCCCGAGUUCUCAUCUGGACCGCCCAUCCAGGUGCAGUGUCAAGUCCCCACUAUUCCAAAUGGCUCCACCACACUCAACAAAGCUGAGAACAUGUCUGGAACCCUGACUGCUGAACAGUUGGCUGCCAUCGAGGAUGAAGAGCUACUUGACAAAAUGCUGGAUGACUCUAAGGACUUUGAGGAGAGGAAGAUGAUCCGCGCUGCCAUGAGAGACCUGCGCAAGAAAAAGAGAGAGGCCAAGCUAGGCUGUACCCAAGAGGAACUAGACCAGAGAGAGAAGGAGCGGGAAACCCGUCUGCAGGAGCUUCGGCAGCAGAGAGAAGAGCGAUCGCAGAAAGGUCGCGCCGGAGUGGGAAGUGGAGAGGUGGUGAUGAGGAAGGUGGAGAAGUCCAGCGAUGGAUCAACCCUCAGCCAAGUCACCAAGACGAACCGCUUCGCCCAGUCCGAUGAUGGGAGCAGGUCGACACGCAGCACAGUGGUGGAGGCCAGUUAUGUCCAGAAAACAGACAGAGGCACCGUCCAGUCAAAAUCCUACAGCUAUUCCUCCUCCACCUCUUCUUCCUCCUCCACUUCUAACAUGGGCAAAAAAGUUGGCAGCGUGUUCGACCGAGAGGACGACACCUCCCCUCGCAGCGGGGGGCUGGCUGCUGUGGAGCGGCGGCAAGCCGAGCGACGCAAGGAGCUGAUGAGAGCGCAGACGUUGCCCAAAACGUCUGCCAUGCAGGCGAGGAAGGCCAUGAUGGAGAAGCUGGAGAAAGAGGGCGGCGGUCCUGGAAAUCAGGCGGUCUCCAAAAUAAACAGAGUCCAGCGUUCCACCAGCUUUGGCGUUCCCAACGCAAACUCCAUCAAGCAGAUGCUGCUGGACUGGUGUCGGGCAAAGACCCGCUCGUACGAGCACGUGGAUAUCCAGAACUUCUCCUCCAGUUGGAGCAAUGGGAUGGCUUUCUGUGCGCUGGUGCACAAUUUCUUCCCAGAAGCCUUCGACUACAGCUCCCUGAGCCCCAGUAACCGCCGGCAAAACUUCGAGGUGGCCUUCAGCGCCGCAGAGAAAUACGCCAACUGCAUGCCUCUGCUGGAAGUGGAGGACAUGAUGAUCAUGGGCAACAAGCCUGAUUCCAAGUGUGUCUUCACCUAUGUCCAGUCUCUGGUCAACCACCUGCGCAGGCACGAGAUGCUGAUGGGCCGACCGUCCGACCUCUGCCUCCAGUGACCUCUCCGUGUUCCCCUGCCCCGUCACCCGCUUCACACGACGGCUCACUGACGUCUGAUGGACAAGUUGUGUGUCAACGUUUGCUUUUGGACACGCCCAUCCCACAGGUCACCAGCAGAGGGCGGCGCAGGUUUUAAAGCUUUAUAUUUGUCAUUUUUAAACGCGUCACGUCCAGACGCCACACGAGACAACAAAUGUUUUGAAAACACAUUUGAACGUAUUUUAUCUGUUUUUUAAUUUUCUAACUGAAGCUGAUUCCUGUUUCACUGAAGAACUUCAUCUUCAGCUUUGUUCCAACGCCUGAUUUCCAUUUUGGUACU
Messenger RNA from Synchiropus splendidus (mandarinfish), 3014 nucleotides. Its product is annotated as smoothelin-like. The transcript has 17 exons. Lineage: Eukaryota; Metazoa; Chordata; Actinopteri; Syngnathiformes; Callionymidae. Gene Ontology annotation, molecular function: protein binding. Gene Ontology annotation, biological process: actin cytoskeleton organization. Gene Ontology annotation, cellular component: microtubule organizing center; filamentous actin. The record is from RefSeq and is a predicted model, not a curated record. The annotation marks the transcript as partial.